Molecule: messenger RNA, 931 nt
Organism: Sorghum bicolor (sorghum)
Lineage: Eukaryota; Viridiplantae; Streptophyta; Magnoliopsida; Poales; Poaceae
Exons: 6
Coding region: 52-762 (236 amino acids)
Source: RefSeq, a predicted model, not a curated record
CACUAGUACAGUGUUUGCUUCGGGACGGUCGAUUGGGUGCCGGGUUUCGCCAUGGACAUGGAGGAUGGGAGCGGCAGCUCGUCGUCUCCAGCCAUCCUACGGAACAAGUACUGGAUCCUCCGCCACGGCCGCAGCGUCCCCAACGAGCGCGGCCUCAUCGUCUCAUCUCUGGAGAACGGCACGAAGCCGGAGUUCGGGUUGGCCCCGCAGGGUGUCGAGCAGGCCCGCGCGGCCGGCGAACAGUUCCGGAAGGAGCUUGAGGAGAUUGGUGUGCCGGUGGAUUCUGUCAAGAUUCGUUACUCACCGUUCACACGGACCACCGAGACGGCUAGAGUGGUCGCCGGUGUGCUUGGCAUCCCCUUUGAGGGUCCUAGCUGCGAAGCGGUGCUGGGACUCCGUGAGCGCUACUUUGGGCCAUCAUAUGAGUUACUUUCACAUGAUAAGUAUGCAGACAUAUGGUCAGUAGAUGAAGCGCAUCCCUAUUCGGCUCCUGAAGGUGGUGAGAGUGUUGCAGAUGUUGCUAGUAGAUUUUCAGCUGUGUUGUCAUCUAUGGAGACAGAGUUUAAUGGCUCUGCAAUUCUUAUUGUCAGCCAUGGUGAUCCACUACAAAUCUUUCAAGCUGUCCUCAGUGGAGCCAAGGAGAACUUGUCUUUCCUCGACAAUCUGACCAACCUGAAAGCGAAAGACACGGUGGUGGCAUCCAUUCUGUCACCGCACCGUAAGUUUGCGCUCAACACAGGAGAGCUGCGCCAAGUUGUGUAACUUGCUGCUGCUUGGAUUUCACGUUGCUAGUCAAUUGAUGAUAUGUAAACCUGCAAUUUUUGCCUAGCACAUUCCUCUGUAACUUGACAGGGAUCUAAAAUAAUUGGUCUACUAGAAUGUCAUAUCUGUUUAAAUAUCUAAUAGACGCACAUUCAUUCAUAUUGAGCAA